Molecule: messenger RNA, 357 nt
Organism: Dibothriocephalus latus
Lineage: Eukaryota; Metazoa; Platyhelminthes; Cestoda; Diphyllobothriidea; Diphyllobothriidae
Source: the annotation of a GenBank genome assembly
AUGUUCCCGACCUCUACUCUAGAGGCUGCCUGGGGCAUGUCCGUGACAGCGACUAAAAACUUGACAGCCGUGAAGUUGAUGGUUGUCAACUGUCCGCCCGUGGUGGAGGUGCUGAUUCGCCGACCCGACCAGAGGUACCAGCUGGGCUUCAGCGUUCAAGAUGGUGUUAUCUGCAGUCUCCUGCGCGGCGGCAUUGCUGAACGCGGAGGCAUCCGAGUGGAUCACCGUAUUAUUGAGAUAAAUGGUGAAAGUGUGGUUGCUGUACCCCACGAGCACAUUGUCCAACUGCUUGCAAACGCCGUCGGCGAGGUAGGGUCGCAUUUGCCUACUCCGUCAGACCAAUUUACACAGUUUUAA